GUACUAGAGCUAAUUCGUAUUGUGUAUAUUUCAUAUGAACGCUCACAAAUAAAAUUACUUGUGGAAAAAUGAUGAAAAAUAAUUUACUUUUGGACACGCUGCACGCUGUCGAGCAGGUGGAAAUAUCCUUCGAGCAGACACUGCGCACGAUCGGCGACAUCAAUCAUCGCUACGAAUUGGUCUCGACCCUCAAACAGAGCGCCGCCAAUGGUCAGGACUCGUAUGAGCGAGAAAUUCAGGCAGCCAUCACGAAUCGCACCUUCACGAAAAUCUCCUCCAAGAAGUGGAAAAAGAAGAAAGCAAAGCCAGUGAAGAGAUUCACAAAGCGGAGGAUAAUCAGCGCCUGUAGCUUGAAUGAGCCGGACUACGGAGCGGCGGUCCAGCCAGCUGAGCAAACUUGCGCUUCCCCUUCCGCACCCCAAAUGGAUAUCCCAUACAUGUCCAUGCAGACCAACUGCCAGUUCUAUCAUAUCGAAUGUAAGAGCAAUAUUGUGGUGCCCAAGAGAACCUAUAGGGAGCGCAUCGAACGACUGCACAGGGCGGCGCAUAAGAAAUUAUCGGAACAGUGCAAGGCGUUCAGCAAUGGGUGUGGCAACCCAGAGACAGAACAAGACGAGAAUUUGCCGAGUUGCUGCAUCUAUUGCUGUCAGUCUUGCUGUUGCAGCUGUUGCAACUGUUGCGAGUAUUAGUGAUAAAUUCCUAAAAGUUCGGAAAAUUCUCAAAUUUCGUUUUACAUUUAUUAAAAGUCAAAAUAAAUAUUUUUUUGUUGCCUACUCUUGGGCAAAACGUUUAUUGAA
This is a messenger RNA of Drosophila obscura, 797 nucleotides long. RefSeq lists its product as uncharacterized. NCBI's taxonomy places the organism in Eukaryota, Metazoa, Arthropoda, Insecta, Diptera, Drosophilidae. The transcript has a single exon. The record is from RefSeq and is a predicted model, not a curated record. The coding region runs from base 69 to 689 and encodes 206 amino acids.